GGGUGAGAGAGAGAGAGAGCACCUCCUUCCUCAGGUCUUCUGUGUGUGUGUGUGUGUGUGUGUGUGUGUGUGUGUGUGUGUGUGUGUGUGUGUGUGUGUGUGUGUGUGUGUGUGUGUGUGUGUGUGUGUGUGUGUGUGUGUGAGUAGUAGAACAUGAGGAGAAAAGUCCACACACAUGGACGGCAGGAUGAAGAAGACGAGGAGGAGCGGCUGAUGAAGGUGAUGUUGGUCCUGAUGGAUCCAUAAAAGGUCUGCGAUGCUUGGCGGUGCGGUGCGACCCUGGAACGCAUCGGAGCGCCAGAGCUGGGACGAUCACAACGCGAGCGCGGCGGAGGACGGCCGGCAGGGCGAGGGCGAGGGCGAGCGUCACUACGCCGCCAUGUUGUACUCGCUGCUCAUCCUGGCCAUGGUGUCGGGCAACGUGCUGGUGUGCCUGGCCGUGCUGAGGGAGCGCUCCCUGCAGACCACCACCAACUACCUGGUGGUCAGCCUGGCCGUGGCCGACCUGCUGGUGGCCUCGCUGGUCAUGCCCUGGGCCGUCUACCUGGAGGUGGUGGGCGGAGCCUGGCUUUUUAGCCGCCUGUGCUGUGACAUCUUCGUCACGCUGGAUGUGAUGAUGUGCACCGCCAGCAUCCUCAACCUGUGCGCCAUCAGCAUCGACAGGUACACGGCGGUGGUGAUGCCCGUGUUGUACAACACCACGCAUGGUUCGCGUACCCGAGUGUUGGCGAUGAUCGCCACCGUGUGGGUCCUGGCCUUUGCCGUGUCCUGCCCCCUGCUGUUUGGUUUCAACACUACAGACGACCCCAGGGUCUGCGCCAUCUCCAACCCCGACUUCGUCAUCUACUCGUCCGUGGUGUCCUUUUACCUUCCCUUUGUGGUCACGCUGCUGGUCUACCUGCGCAUUUACGUCUUCCUCCGGACCAGGAGGAAGAGGAUCACCUUCUCGCAGUCCGGAUCCGCCAAAGUACCGCCCACAUCCACGCCCCCCUCCAUGGAGACAUGUCUUCAAGAGGAGACGGCCAAAACCAAACAAGAUUUGUCUCCUAUCAAGAUUAAAGUGCAGUGCGUGGAGUCUUUAGCCCCGCCCAAGUCCCGCCUUCUCUCAGGCUGUCUGUGCUUCAAGCGGCCAAAGACGAGACCCGUGGAGAAGUCGACGCCGCUCCCGAUGACCACGCAGAACUACUGCAGCGCCACCCACGCUUCCUGCCGCCGCACCGAGCCCGACCCGGACCAGGAGCCAGGACACCAAAUGGCGGCGGAGGCGGCCGAGGUGAGGCAAAAGGGGCGGGGUCAGGCGGUCAGGACGAGCUGCGAGGUCAUGGACAUCUCCAACGCCAGCACGCUCACGACUCUGGGCGGAGCCAACAUCAGCAGCAGCAGGUUCAGGAGCAUGCACGCGCGGGAGAAGAAGGCCACGCAGAUGCUGGCCAUCGUGCUCUGCGUGUUUCUCAUCUGCUGGCUGCCCUUCUUCGUCACACACAUCCUCAACACGCACUGCAGGUCAUGUGACGUGUCACCUGGACUCUACAGCGCCUUCACCUGGCUGGGAUACGUCAACAGCGCCCUCAACCCCAUCAUCUACACCACCUUCAACGUGGAGUUCAGACGCGCCUUCAUCAAGAUCCUCAGAUGCUGACACAUGAACACCUGGACACUCUUUACCUUAUAUAUGAUCUCACAUGCUCUCUUACAUGUUAACUUACAUGUGAUCUUACAUGUUAACUUACAUGUUAUAUUAGAAACGCUAAAGACAAAAGUGGCGUGCUUUGCAGAAUGCAGACUUUCUUACCUCCGCCAAAGAGGUUCUGUUUUAAUGUGAAACUUUGCUUUUUCACAAGACCGUGACACACCUUGUGGACUAGAUACACUCCUGUACUUGGUAUCAUUACAGUGGAUGUCAGGUGUAGAUCCAGCCAUAGCAUUUGUUUACAUUCAGCAGUGCUAGCUUGUUGUUAGCUAUAGUAUCCUCCUAUGGUGUGUAGUGACGCAUGUUUAGCUAUUCCUCGUCCUCCAGUGAUCAUUUUACUUGUAAGAAACUUAAUUUAUUUGUCGCCAAGAAGGCCAGAAUUAGUGAUUUAGAAGUAGCUAAAACACUGCCGACUGCGUAUGGAUGUUAGCUGCUAACGGCGUUUUAGUGUUGGAGCUUCACCUUCAUCGUCAGGUUUUGAGUGCCGGUACUAGACUGGCCUGCCUGUAGUCCAGACCUGUUUCCCAUUGAAAAUGUGUCGCAUUAUGAAACUGAAAAUAGCACAACGGAGACCCCGGACUGUUAAACAACUUAAGCUGUACAUCAAGCAAGAAUGGGAAAUAAUUCCACUUCAAAAAUGUGUCUCCUCAGUUCCUAAACCUUUACUUGGUGUUAUUAAAAGGAAAGGCCAUGUAACACACUGGUAAAAAUGCCUUUUUUGCAAUGUGUUGCUGCCAUUACAUUCUAUGUUCAUGACUAUUUGCAAAGGAAAAAAAGGUUGUUUCUCAGUUGCAACGUUAAAUAUCUUGUCUUUGUCGCCUAUUUAAGUGAAUAUAAGUUGAAAACCAUUUGCAAAUCAUUGUAUUCUCUUUUUAUUUAGUAUUUACACAACGUGACAACUUCACUGCUCUUGGGUUU
Nerophis ophidion (straightnose pipefish) is the source of this 2608-nucleotide messenger RNA. It is a transcript of the gene drd3, whose product is annotated as dopamine receptor D3. Gene Ontology annotation, molecular function: dopamine neurotransmitter receptor activity, coupled via Gi/Go; G protein-coupled receptor activity. Gene Ontology annotation, cellular component: membrane. NCBI's taxonomy places the organism in Eukaryota, Metazoa, Chordata, Actinopteri, Syngnathiformes, Syngnathidae. The coding region runs from base 257 to 1639 and encodes 460 amino acids. The transcript has 8 exons. The record is from RefSeq and is a predicted model, not a curated record. Gene Ontology annotation, biological process: adenylate cyclase-activating adrenergic receptor signaling pathway.